This is a messenger RNA of Eublepharis macularius, 2105 nucleotides long. Its product is annotated as zinc finger matrin-type protein 1-like. Bases 68 to 1672 code for a protein of 534 amino acids. Gene Ontology annotation, molecular function: nucleic acid binding; zinc ion binding. The transcript has 7 exons. NCBI's taxonomy places the organism in Eukaryota, Metazoa, Chordata, Lepidosauria, Squamata, Eublepharidae. The record is from RefSeq and is a predicted model, not a curated record.
CUGAUCUGCCUUCCCUCGCUCCCGACGGGAGUUGCUGCUACUGAGGCGGAGCUCGGCUCGGGCGCCUAUGGCGGCUGCCGCGGGGCGGGAGAGGGCAGUGGGGGGCGGGGGAGCGGGCGGGCCCCCACUUCCCCGCGGCCAGAGAGCAGAUGAUACAUUGGAUGAGGCAACGAGAAAAGAACUUUGCACAGACACUUUCUGUAAAGUGUGUGGGGCUGUCCUGCAGUUUGAAUCGCAAAGAGUUUCACAUUAUGAGGGCAAAAAGCAUGCUCAGAAAGUUCGACUGUAUUUACAAAUGCACAGUGAACAGGAGGAGGGACAAGAACCUGGAAAGCAGAAGAAGCAAUACAUCAAUUUCCAGAUGGACCCAAAUGUGGACAAAAACACAUACUGCAGUCUCUGCAACAUGAUCUUCACGUCCCCUAUUGUUGCUCAGUCACACUACCUGGGCAAAAUCCAUGCCAAGAAGCUGAAGCAGCUCUCAGCAGACCCGGCUCAGCAGCACCCUACCCAGAGCACGCAGCCAGAACCUGGUCACUCAGCUGUGCCAGAGUUGUGUCACGAGAGUACUUCACAGGAUGUUGAUUCAGAAGACCCGUCUUUGUCCUUUAGUGCUCCUUUUGAUUUAGAUAAUCCAGAGAAGUACUGCAAGCUUUGCUUGGCGCCCUUCAACAAUCCACUCAUGGCCCAUCAGCACUAUGUUGGCAAAAAGCACAAACGAAAUGAAGAACGUAAGAAGCUGAUGGCUGAGAUAGGGCCAGAGGCUAUCACCGGAGAAUCCAAGGCCAACACAGUUGGUGCUGGCAACUAUACUUGCCCCAUAUGUAGCAUCAGCCUUACAUCCAUAGAAAUGUACCAGUCUCACAUGAAGGGAAACAAGCAUCAUACGAAAGAAGCCAUGAUUGUUAGUCUGAUGAAGAACACCAAGUCAACAUACAAUUCCUUCCAGGAUGAAUUAGCAGAUUACAUUAAAGUGCAAAAAGCAAGAGGUUUGGAACCAAAAACUAAUUUCAGAACGCUAGAGGAGGAAUUUCAAAGGGAAGAGUUUGAAGCCUUAAGUGGUCAGGAGAAGACUGAAUUCAACCAGGAUCAAUUUUUGCAUGAUACGUAUGAACCAGAUCAGCAUUCCAUUUUUUCCACAAAAACGUAUGUUGAAAACACAUUGCCUUGUCGGUCACCAGCUCUUGCAAAUCCACGGAAAUUAGAGAAAGCACCGCUGUCUCAGUUGAGUACAGAACAUUGUUCAGAAAAGCAAGUGUCUCCAUUGACCACCUGUAAACGAGACGAUACGGACCGGUUAUCUGAUGAAGGACUUGUGUUUUCUGACAGGAGCCCCAACUAUUACAGGGGAAGUCAAGAGAUAAACAAAAACAAGAAAAAAUAUGCCAGAGAUGGAGAAAAGAACCUUUGCCAGCAACUUGCAAAGUGCAAAAGAAAGCGGUACCAUAAAGAAGAUGACAACUUGAGAAAGGACAGUGAGAAGCAAAAGCAAAGACAAGAUACUGCCGAUUCAGCCACUGAGGGAAAAUCAAAACACAGCAAAGACAAAGGAAAUAACGAGAGUUUUUCUGAAAAGGAGAGCAGAAAACACAAGAAGGAGAAAAAAAAAGCAAAAGUCAGUGGACCAACAGAGGAGGAGAUACUAUGGAAUGAAUCAAUCCUAGGAUUCUGAACUUUCUCUAAUGGAAUUUGUGUUCAUUUAUAGCCUGAAUUAAGGUGUAUUUCUGUGUUUCAAUUACUGAUUAUUUUUAAUUGGUCCAGAAAUAAGAGAUCUCUCAUAUUCAUCACUCAUUAAUAAAAGCAUCAGGCAAGAAUUUGAAUUGAAAUACUGUGUAGUAUGUGCUUUACAAAGCCAGUAAUUUACAAUGCUUCUCCUUGGAAUGCCACAAAGCACAUUGCAAAGUUAGAAUUUCACAUUGUUUUUAAAAGUGUAAGAUGCAUAGAUACAUGCAGUAUCUCUAGUCAUGGAAAGCAUUAAAAAUUAUUUUGAAUGGAGGGAGUGGUUCAGGUGUCUUCUAGUUCUUGUAUGCAAUUUUUUCCCAUUCCGUUCUGACAAUGAAAAAUGAGAUAUAAAUAAAAACGAAGUUAUUGUUCAGAUGGAUCAA